Molecule: messenger RNA, 1992 nt
Organism: Rana temporaria (common frog)
Lineage: Eukaryota; Metazoa; Chordata; Amphibia; Anura; Ranidae
Gene: SFXN5
Product: sideroflexin 5
Exons: 14
Coding region: 104-1144 (346 amino acids)
Biological process (GO): mitochondrial transmembrane transport; monoatomic ion transport; citrate transport
Cellular component (GO): mitochondrial inner membrane
Molecular function (GO): citrate transmembrane transporter activity; monoatomic ion transmembrane transporter activity
Source: RefSeq, a predicted model, not a curated record
CCUAGCAGCGGGCCGUAGUGGAAAGGAGGGAGGAACCUGUCAGACAGCAGCAGAGGAGGGGGCGGGGCCUGUCCGGCUCGGCACAGUAGUAGCGGCUAUCAGGAUGAGUGCAGGAGGAGCCUCCCCGCCAGGACUACAGCUCCCGGCACCCCCCGCUGCGAGGACGGCCGGGGACAUGGCGGACCUGCCCCCGUUCAUCCUGGGGAGGCCUCGCUUCGGGCAGAGCACAUUUUAUGGAAGAUUUCGACACUUCCUGGACAUCAUCGAUCCACGCACACUUUUUGUAACGGAGAGUCGCCUUAAGGAGGCCGUACAGCUUCUGGAGGAUUAUAAACAUGGAACACUGCCCCCCGGAGUCUCCAAUGCAGAGCUCUGGGCAGCUCAGAAGAUAAAACAGGCCAUCAUACACCCGGAUACGAAUGAGAAGAUAUUCAUGCCUUUCCGAAUGUCAGGUUAUAUUCCCUUUGGGACCCCCAUAGUUGUGGGUCUUCUGCUGCCUAACCAGACCCUUUCUUCCACUGUCUUCUGGCAGUGGCUGAAUCAAAGUCACAAUGCAGGUGUCAACUAUGCAAAUCGCAAUGCUACCAAGCCUUCUCCAACAUCCAAGUUCAUACUGGGAUAUACUGGAGCUGUGAUCAGCGCGGUCUCUAUAGCGGUCGGCCUUAACGCUCUGGUCCAGAAAGCAAACAAAUUCACCCCGGCUACCAGGCUCUUCAUCCAGCGCUUUGUGCCCUUCCCGGCUGUAGCCAGUGCCAAUGUUUGUAACGUGGUGUUAAUGAGACACAGCGAGCUGGAAGAGGGCAUCGACGUGCUGGACAGCAGCGGACAGAUCGUCGGCUCAUCGCGGAUAGCUGCCAAACACGCGCUGAUAGAGACGGCUCUGACGAGAGUGGUGCUGCCCAUGCCGAUUCUGGUUCUACCUCCCAUAAUAAUGUCUGGACUUGAAAAGACAUUCCUGCUGCGAACAUACCCAAGACUGGUCCUCCCAGUGCAUAGCCUUGUGUGCCUUGCUGCCUUCGGCCUGGCUCUCCCUCUAGCCAUCAGUCUCUUCCCACAGAUGUCUGAGAUUGAGACCUCUCAACUAGAGCCAGAGAUCGCAAAGAACACCACCUGCCUCACGGUGGUCUACAACAAAGGAUUGUAAGCCAAAAUCCAUCACCUCAUCACGGAGCAGCGAGGAAGAGCCCCCUAGUCACUCAGCGUGGAGCGGAGAAGAGACAAGUGCACCUGUACUCUUCUUCUCUGACAGCUGGGAAAUUUUCACACCUUCACUCCACUGUACCUCACCAGACUAGUAGACACGCCACAUUCAAGGUUUAGCAUCGCUGCAGGGAGGACAAGAAGCUGCACAAAUCUGCACCAAAAGCUCAAUCAACAUCUUUAGUCUUCAGAUGAAGAAUACAUAACCCACCAUUACUGCAUGAAGAGUGAAUCUACCCACGUGCCAAGCCUGCAGACCCAGUUUAAUGUCCAAAACACGUUGACUGAUGCCACAUGGCCCGGUUUUGAUCUUGUUGGGCAUAGUCUAAAGCCAUAUGGCAACAAAUGAUGUCACCUGUCUCGCUCCUGUGCCCAUUAGACGCAGGUGGACGUCGCACAACUAGGUCCUGUUUUGAUUUUAGGCAAAGCUUGCGCCCACAUGUCCCAGUCCUGUUUUUACUGGACCCGGUGGGGUUUUAAUGAAGGUGACCCUUUUUCAUUAACAUCAGCUGAUGUCACAUGACCCAGCUUUGUGUCUAUUAUCAGAUUUUACAACACUAACAAAUGACACAGAUUUGUAGGCCUGGCCUUGUGUCAUUCUUCUAGAUCUCAGGUUCACAGAUUUUAGUUGUUUCGUGAGAAUAGUCCAUUUUGGUGGAGUGUAGACUCAGGAGUUUCACAGUCAUGUUGGGAUCACUUAUGCCACGUGCACACGGCCGGAAUUUCCAAUGGAAAAAGUCAGAUUGGAGCUUUUCAUCGGAUAUUCCGACCGUGUGUAUGCCCUAUCGGACU